AUGGCGUACGACUCAAGCGACAAUGGCUUCUUCAUCGAGACCGAUGAGCCGCGGCGCAUCAAUAUGAGGGAUGCUGCCAAAAUAUUGGCACGUAAUCGGCAAGAAAUGAUCGCCAAUGAACUCUCGCGUCUUGCGGGCGAUGAGUACCUCGAGGAUAUCAUGCAGCAUAUGAGACACAUGGAAGACGAAACGUUACCUGACGCCAACCUCAUCGAUAUGCAGCGAGAAAUCCAGUGGUUUAUGAGACCAUACUUGAUUGACUUCCUCAUUGAGGCUCACGCUGCCUUUGCACUAUUACCCGAGACUUUAUUUCUGACGAUCAACUUGCUAGAUCGCUACUGCUCAAAGCGAGUAGUCUACAAACAGCACUAUCAACUCGUUGGGUGUGCAGCACUAUUGAUUGCUGCCAAGUAUGGAGACAAGAAAGAUCGAGUACCUCAGAUCAACGAGCUGAAUAAUAUGUGCUGUGGAUUAUACGAUUCUGGCAUGUUUACUCAGAUGGAGAUGCAUGUGCUCAACACUCUCGAUUGGGUUAUCGGCCAUCCCACUGUCGACUUGUUUGCCCAAUUGAUCAUAGCAGAGGAGGGAGAUGACCGAGAAGUCGAGCAUAUGGCCGCAUAUCUUUGUGAGAUUGCGCUAUAUCAUCCCGAUUUUGUUUCCACGAAACCGUCGAUCAUGGCCCGAGCCUCUCUCGCCCUCGCUAGAGCUAUACUCGGACGACCAGAAGUGAAUGAUGGUGCAUGGGAUAACGUUGAACACUUGACGGUUUUGACGCUUUCGCAGCAUCUACAUCAUCCUUCUAUCACGCUAUCAAGGAAGUACUCUGGUCCCGGUCUGUCUCGUGUUUCGUCGAGUCUCGCCGAGUUCCUAGAACGGCAAGCCGCCAUUUCCAGGAGAGCACAACAACAAGCACCUCCCUCUCCUCCUGCCGAGCCGACUCUGAGUUCCAGCCACUCUGCUAUAUACAACACCCCACAAAAAGGUUGUGGUGCCAACCCUGGUCCUGCCGAUGGCUACAUGACACCGCCCAUCACACCCGAUGGUGUUUGUUUCACCGCAGCAGACCCUAUGAACAAAUAUGUUCCACCUAGGUGUCCCGUUACCCCCACACCUCAAGUUCCUACCAUGACUGGAUAUCCCCAACGCCAACAGCAGCAACACUAUGCCGCAUACCCGUACGACAAAUACCAGGGCCAGAUGGUGGCUUAG
Messenger RNA from Xylaria bambusicola, 1209 nucleotides. RefSeq names its product cyclin. Gene Ontology annotation, molecular function: cyclin-dependent protein serine/threonine kinase regulator activity. The transcript is spliced from 2 exons. The record is from RefSeq and is a predicted model, not a curated record. Lineage: Eukaryota; Fungi; Ascomycota; Sordariomycetes; Xylariales; Xylariaceae. The coding region runs from base 1 to 1209 and encodes 402 amino acids. Gene Ontology annotation, biological process: regulation of cyclin-dependent protein serine/threonine kinase activity; mitotic cell cycle phase transition. Gene Ontology annotation, cellular component: cytoplasm; nucleus; cyclin-dependent protein kinase holoenzyme complex.